UUCAUUUCUCACACAUACGCAAAUAGUGAGUUCUAUGUGUGGUGAUUACUAAACGAAUAUGGCGGCCCCCCCUCCCCGCCGCAAACGUGCUCCCCCGAUACAGCUUGUGCUCCGUCUCUCUAUUCCUUAGUCCGUGGACCUAACUAAUCACAGAAGCAAUCAUGAUUGGCACAACUCUACUUAUAGGAACUCUACUCCGCUCUGGUAUGCAAGAGGCAUAACCUAAAAACACACACAAGAAAGACAAGUAAAAUUUCGAAGGGUUAUAAAAAUGUCAAAUGAAAGUUAUGAAUACUUAGAUGAAGAUUUAGAUGUGGUCUGUGAUGCUUCUAUUCAAGAUUCGUUUGAAGAAAUUCUAAUAAUGGAAGUUAAAGAGAAUCCCUGCUUAUGGGAUCAGCAUAUGGAUGUAAAAAUACAGAGGGCUUAUUGCAAUUAAGAAAGCAUGGGAACAAGUUGGAAAAGCUUUAAGUAAUAUUAUAUUUUGUUAGUUAAGGGGUAACGCCACUCUAGAAUUUUCAAAAAAUGGAUUUUUUUGCGUUUAAAUGAUGCGUUAGAGUUUUAAAAAUGAUGUACAUUUAGUCCCGUAGCGCGAAAGGAAUUUUAAGUACCUGUUUUCAAACCGAAACUGCCGGAUUGGUGACAGUUAUUGGUUUGUUUACCAGCAAAGUGCUUGAUAUUGUUGUGAAAUCAAAAUACUGUAAAUCUUGUAAAUUUUGGGAAAAAAAGAGUGACACUGAAGAAUAUGUAGAGUGGUUGGAAACACAUAGAAGCCAAUGUCAAUCGAAUCACCAAGGCUCGGCGGAGAAAAUGGAAGUCGAUGCUGUUAUAGAAAUGUUUCAACGAUCGGAAAUUGUAAAUAAUAUUAAAUAUAUUAACUAUGUAGGAGAUGGGGAUUUAAAGACUUUUAAAGUUCUUUUCGAAGCACAGACUGCUGAAAAUAAGGAAGUUUUUAAAAAAGAAUGUAUCAAUCACAUCCAGAAGCGAAUGGGUACACAUCUUCGAAAUGUAAAAAAAAAUACAAAAGGUUUUGGCGGAAAGGGAAAAUUAACUGGCAAACUUAUGGAUGAACUAUCCAUUUAUUAUGGAUUAGCAAUACGCCGGAAUCAUGAUUCAGUGCAGAAAAUGAGAGAUGCAAUCUCCAAAAUGAUGUCGAUGAUUCCAAAAUCUGUUUCCAGCGGCAAAAUUGUGCUUGACACAGUUGCAAAUUUAGCUGUGUGCACAUACAAUGACGGAAUGUCGAGUAUAAUGCAAAUUAUGAAACUCCUAGGCUUGACUAUUGGACAUAACUAUUAUAAUUACUGCUUGGAGACCGAUGCUUGUCGUAUUAAGUUUUCGGAGUUUUCAUUAUCUGAUGCUGCGAAAGAAGCCAGGACGUCAUUAAAAUCAGCCAGGAAAGAUGCAGAACACGAGGAUUUUGAUAUGGAAGAUUAAAAAUUGUGGGAGUAACCUUUCCGGCCGUGAAGCCCUUUCGGCGAGAGGAGGCCUCGAGUCUUUUAUAAUAUAGUCGCC
Messenger RNA from Linepithema humile (Argentine ant), 1509 nucleotides. The record is from RefSeq and is a predicted model, not a curated record. Lineage: Eukaryota; Metazoa; Arthropoda; Insecta; Hymenoptera; Formicidae.